Messenger RNA from Cutaneotrichosporon oleaginosum, 1384 nucleotides. RefSeq lists its product as uncharacterized. The record is from RefSeq and is a predicted model, not a curated record. NCBI's taxonomy places the organism in Eukaryota, Fungi, Basidiomycota, Tremellomycetes, Trichosporonales, Trichosporonaceae.
CGUCGCUGUUGAUGGAUUCCACUUUCCACCGUCUCUAAUAACCCCACGAACACUCACCAGACUCCGCAAGCCACAAUGAUCGACUACGCGCGCUACCCCUAUAUCGUCGAGCGUAUUGCGGAGCACGCUGGCUGGCGAACACAGCUGUCCUUCCGCGCCGCGUGUCGCAAGCUACAUGCCUUCAUCGACGCUUUGAUGUUCAAGCACGUCGCCAUUGAUCUGUCGGCGGCGAGCGCGCAGAACGCCAACGAGAAGUGCGCCCUCAUGCGCCACCCGGUACGCCACUACGCGCUGCCGCUCCUCGAGUUCCCGCACUUCCAUCCCGCAGCCGAGACAACGGGCAGCGUACGGAUACACUCCCCCGUCCCACCCCCUGGCGCCUUGAGCGCGCUCUACUCCUCGCUUUUCAGCUUACCGACCCGUCUGGCUCCGGUGCCCCCCGCCAUCGGCGCAAAACUGUCAUGCACCACCACCGACUGCUUCGAGGACGCGCUCCCGCUUCUCGGGCCUCGGCCCACGCCGUCCACCGACCGUGCAUCCCUCACGGAGCGGUGGGAGCGCGCACUGCGCCUCGCUCGUGUGGUGGAGCUGCGAGGCGACUUUGACCCCUCCGCCCUCUCCUUCUGGUCACCCGGCGGGCGAGUAAAAAGCCUCCUGGGGCGCCAGGACGUUGAGCUGGUCCUCGACCAGCGCUGGGGCUCCGGCCCCUCGCCCGUCUCAGGCGACACGUGGGUGUGUUGGCUGAACCCCGAGAAUGCCCCGCGAGGCGCCUUCGACCUCGCCCCGCCGUCGGGCGCAUGCGCUGUCGUCGCAAACUUCGAGUGGCGCCGCGACACCGAGCUGUCCUUCUAUCCCGUGGCGGAGUUUCUCCGGAGCGACGAGAUCAGAGCGAUAGCCGCGGCCGGCGGUGAGAUCACACUCGUCUUCCACGUGCGAGGUGAGCGUGAGGACCUGCGCCCGAUGGAGUGCGCGAAACACCUCCUCGACGCGCUCGUCGAGUUCCUUACUCCAACCCCAGACGAGGAGGAGCCCAGACUCACCCUUGUCGGCCUCGAGAGCACGGACGACGCAGACGUCUUCGCGAUGGCGCUCGAGGUUCUCGAACCGCCUCCGCGCCGUGGCCUGCCCACGGCAUGGUGGUGCCUAGUACGCUCGCUCCAGGAGCACUCGGGCGUCUGGUGCCCCGACCGCCUGACGCAACUCUCGAUUGAUGAAUGGGUCGCAUCCGCUGGACCGCAUGCGGCUCUCAUGGUCGACCCCGCUCCAUUCGUCGUCCAGACGUUCUCGGUCAGAGCAUGACGGAGCACUGGCAUCGUAUUACCAUAGUUGGUUAUUUGACGACUACCCCAUGUACAAUUCUAGCACUGUAGACUUGCUCCCCGUC